AUGGCCCCUCUACUUCGAUCUAUCGUUGCACUAACAUUGCUUACUUUUGUCUCCAAUGCCCGGUGUUUGCCACAGUCUUCGGAACCCAAGCUGCCAUUGAACGAGGUCGACAACUCCGGUGCAACUCCCUUGCCUCCACCUUCUGGAGCCCUCAAGCACGUUGUGCUCGGUGCAGGAUUCCAGAACUACACUUGCACGACCGCCGGAACCUACGUUCAGAACGUGUCCCCAGCAGGCGCGUUUGCUCGGCUCUAUGAUAUUACAGCCGAAGUCAGCAAAUCGAAACGCGACCACAUCACCAAAGCCACCUUGAAAGCCUUGGAGGCCUGCCUCAAGAAGACCAAGUGUAGUCCGAGCGCCAGCAACGGCUACUGCGACAACUGCUAUCGCAUGGGCGAGGCUUUUGCUCGGAGACAACCCGCUGGAGAACACUUUUUCGAGCAGGUCAAUGGCACCCAAACACCAAACUUCGACAUGUCGGGAUCUGGCGACUAUCUUUCAGCCAAGAAGGUCGGUAGUGCCAAAGCGCCUAGCAGCGCUUACUCUGGAGCGAAUAGACUUGGAGCGGUCGACUGGCUGUACCUCGUGGACAAUGCUAGCGGCCGUUCACAUGGCAUGUCGAGCGUUUAUCGUGUCGAGACUGCGGGUGGUGUUGCGCCGAAGACCUGCAGCACGGCGGGGUCUUUGGUUCAAGUUCCUUGCGUCCAAACUUGUUCCUCUCGCGAAAAUUGGUAUCGAGCAAAUCGAUACGCGGACAGCGACACGUUGACAAUUCGAGGUUUGAAGGACGGCGGCAAGAAAGCUGUGGCUGCGAAGAAGGGAAGAGCAACCAGGAUCAGCGGAUCCGAGCUUUUCCCACGCCACCAAGAACCCCGGAACAUCGACCUCGACCUCGUCGCUCCCAUGUUGUUCUACGAUAUCACCUACCAGGAACGCGAGCAACUGGUGCAUUGCUACUGA
Molecule: messenger RNA, 960 nt
Organism: Zymoseptoria tritici IPO323
Lineage: Eukaryota; Fungi; Ascomycota; Dothideomycetes; Mycosphaerellales; Mycosphaerellaceae
Exons: 2
Coding region: 1-960 (319 amino acids)
Source: RefSeq, a predicted model, not a curated record